AUGUUCAAGAAGUAUUUCAUAUUUAUAAUAGUAUCUAUAUUUAGCAUAGUCUUAGUUGUAUAUAAAAAAGUGAAGAAUGAAAACACUAACAUAGAGUACUAUUAUAGAGGUGGAAAUAACAAGGGAAGUUGGGGUGCAGGGCGAAUGGGUGACAUUCAUGGAGACAGGAGUAGUUGGGGUGAGGAAACUGGAGAAUGUAGUCUUAAUAAUGAAUUUUGUUCUAUUCAUUACAGUGAUAAUUUUAAUGAAUCGCAAGAAUAUAAAAUUAUAAAUUACAAGGACACUCGAAUUAACAAAUUAAAGAAAGGAGUAAGGAAAGUUUUUCAUCCAUUCUUUACAGAAAUGAAUAGUGAAACAAAUAGUAAACAUAUUAUUUCUUUAUUUAUCGAGUUUUUUGAAAAUUCGAAAAUUUUUUUAAUAAUAUCACUGCGAUCAAGUUAUCAUAUGUUGAAUGCCUACGGAAUAGUGUUAAUAUCAUUAUUAAAGAUUUUAUUUUUAUGGUUUACAAUUAUAGAACCAUAUUUGCAAUGGACAUUUUUAAAAUUAAAAAAAUUAUACAUAAAUUUGGAUUGCAAAACGAAGAAGUACAUUAUAAGUAUGACAUCCAUUUUUUUAGCAUUUUUAUAUCUGUUAUAUUCUGGAAUUAUAAAAUGUAUUUUAAAUAAAAUUUCUCAAUUUUACAAAUACUUACUAAAAAAAGUAUUUAAGAUUAAUAAUUUUCUGUUUACCAUGUUGCCAUAUAUUAUGAGUUUCUUAUUAUAUAUUACUUUAGUAAAAACCAUACCAGUAUAUUAUAUUUCUUUUUUUAUUUAUUCUUUUUUUUUUCCCCUACCAUCUGUUUAUUCAAUUGUUAUCAUUUUGAAAUAUGUCUACUUGUCCAACAUAAACGACUGUGUUAUGAAUACACUUAAGCAGAAGUUAGAUUCAAAAUAUAUAAAUACCAUCACUGAGUAUUGUACCUUGGAGGAUACUAAAUAUGAAAAAUCCUUCGAGACAGUUGAAACUUUAAAUAAAAAAACAAGAGAAAAUGAAGAACCCUUAGAAAAUGAGAAUGUCACAAAUGGUAAGAAAAAUUCAGGGGAUGAAGAUUCUGUAAAGGAUCCAACGUCCGAUGAGGAAGUGAGAGAAGACAAGGGAGAAAAUGAAGCAGAGUUGGGAAAGGAAAUACAGGAGGGAAAAUCGGAGGAGCAAAAUUCAGAGGAGCAAAACUUAAAGGAGAAAAAUUUAAACGGGCAAAAUUUAAACGGGCAAAAUUUAAACGGGCAAAAUUUAAACGGGCAAAAUUUAAACGAGCAAAAUUUAAAGGAGGGUAAUACGAAUGAAAACAAGAAAUGCAAAGCAGGGAACUUGGACCAGUCAGAUGAAAAUCAGGAGGUAGAAACAAAAGCUAAGAAGAAAAAAAAAAUUCCCUUCUUUAACUUGGAAAAUUUUGGAUUUAAUUCAAAAAAAAAAGAAAAAAAAAAAAACGUAAAGGAGAGUGAUGACAAAUGUACAAGAAAAAACAAUCAAGAUAUCGUUUUGGAAUAUUCCAAUAAGCAUAAAGCUGAAGAGGAAAAAAGCCGGGUUGUGUAUUAUGAUGUUCCUAUUUUAUUAGAAUAUUGGCUCUUUACAAGCAUAUUAAAAUUUAUUAACUUUUUCUUUUUUUUCAGCAGUUAUAAUAAAACUUCCUUUAUGUUUGAAUAUUUUACCUUGUUUGUAAUAUGUCUAAACAUUAGUGAAAAAUUUCAUGAAUUUGUUUUUUUAAAGGAUUACAAAUCAUCUAUUCUUGUUCGUGUUUUAAAGAAUGUGUUAGUCAGUACUGUCGAUUUUGUUUUAUAUACCUUAUUUAAUGUAAGAUUAGAAAACGAAGAAAAGAAAGAAAAAAAAAAAACAGAUCAAGAUAUGUCAUAUAAUGAAAGAAGUAAUUUAUUAAUUAAUAUAUCAAAAAUAAUGAAAGAUAAAUUAAAAUUAAAUGAAACAGUUAAAUUCAGCUUUACAUGUCUAAAGUCAGUAAUUACAGAAAAUGUCAUAGAAAGUGUUAAAUUACCACUUUAUAUAAAAAUAUUUAUUAAUUUGUUAAUAUACAUGCCACAACUAAUACUUUUAAUUUUCCCUUCCUUUAUUCUUAAAAUAUAUUUUGCUUAUUUCUUUUUUAUUCUUCCAAUAUUUGGAUCUCUCAAAUGUUUAGAGGAAAAAAAUGCAUUUCACAAUAAAAUAUACUUUAUAUGCUAUUUCUUUUUUUAUAACAUUGCGUCUAUUACUGUAAAUCAUGCAUUUUUCAAGUGUUUGCCAUUUUAUAAUUUAUACAAAAUUUUAAUUACUAUAACUGUUCAAACAGUUCUUAAAUAUAUCUUUAAUCUGCUCAAGGUGAAGAGUUGA
This is a messenger RNA of Plasmodium gonderi, 2358 nucleotides long. RefSeq lists its product as hypothetical. Lineage: Eukaryota; Apicomplexa; Aconoidasida; Haemosporida; Plasmodiidae. Bases 1 to 2358 code for a protein of 785 amino acids. The record is from RefSeq and is a predicted model, not a curated record. The transcript has a single exon.